GUCGGCGCAGGCGCGAGCAGUCCGCUAGAUCCGCCACUGCACACAGUCGAAAGGGUGCAGCAACAAAUGCUGAGAUUUGAUCGUGGAGAUAAGAGCAUCCUGGCAUCUGUCUCGGGAGCCUGGCAAAUCGCACAGCAGGGGGCAACGUGAUGUAACACAACGGAGAUUUAACUCACACUCACUGCCGCGAAGCGCGAUGGCGGACUUUCCAGAAUUCAGACCUGCCAUCAAGACAAGGGUCACAUUUGCUCCUUCACCUUUCGCAGAGGGCUCGAUGCGCCUGGCGCAUUACGCUUUCUUCCAUGACCGAUAUUACGUGAUCAAAUGCUUCAAUGAUGACACCCAGGAUUUCAUCCAGAACGCGUUGCAGACGACGUAUGCUCAAGCUGUUCUGAAAGACAUCCGGUGCCAGAUGUUCGCGAUCACCCUGGCAAAUAUCUUCAACGGGCGCCUGAGCCAGGUGGACAAGCAGGAAUGGCAGAUCAAGUAUGCUGUGCCGUCUCUCGUGGCAUUCGGCAGGGAAAUGGAGUACGCCGAACCGUAUAUGGCGGGCGAUUACGUAAGGUACAAUGACAACAAUGGCAACGUGCAAAACGGGGAUACAACUGAAGGAAAGAUUGCUGCUUCGUUCUGCCACUUCACGUACGAAGAGACCAAUGGACGCGCCAUGGUUGUUGAUAUCCAAGGGGUCGGCUUGCAUUUCACCGAUGCGCAGGUCCACACGCGCUGCAUUGCAAGGACUGACGAAUUGUUCAAGCGGUUCGGCAUGGGCAACAUGGGCAAAUACGGGAUGACGAAAUUCUUUCGGACCCACAAGUGCAAUUCGCUGUGUCAAGUACUUGGGCUAACACCUCGUGACGUGGCCGGCUUGUGACAACGAGCGGCCAGCCAGUCGGAUACACUUUUUUACCAGAUGACCUAGAUGCGGUGCGAUGGUGCCUCCAGCGCCUUCGUUUUCAAGCGGUGCUGGUCGAUCAGGCACCGACACACACACACACACACACACACCUGUAGUACGGCUUUCCCUCCGUUAAUGGAUCCAUUGUUCAUACGAUGUCGCGAAUAUCGCAUUUAUUUAUAAAGAACCAGUGGGUCCGACCCCGAUCGCGAGAGGCGUCGCCCGGCCUUCCCCGCUCCCUUGUCUUGGUUCCUUGUAGGCCUUCCCCGGGCUCCCCGGGGUAGAGUGGCUUGCAUGGCGGCACAGGCUUUGCAUGCGGAAAGUGCUGUUUGGGCGUGGCACCGCUUAGUUUGCGAUUGGUUACUCGUUUCGCAUAGUUAGGGGUGAGUUUACGAGUGCAAGGCAACGCACCACACACAGCUUCCCAAAAGAAGGGCUGUCUGCCUCUAUAUGGUUCCACAUAAGGCGUUGCCGCCCGUGCCACUUCACUUUCGUAGUACGGCUUUUUGCGCGAGUGGCAUAUGCUUUGCAUGCUGGAAGUGCUGUUUGGCCUUGGCCCAGCCUGCUCUGCGAUCGGUUACUCUUGCCUUGUAGUGGUGGAUUCGAAGGCACAGAACGUCCAGCCAGAAAGUCUCCCAACAAAUGCUGGUUGUCUGCCUCUGCUGUGAGUUUCAGCCUUUGUCACAGCGCUUUGUAGUACGGCAUUUUGUGAGAGUGUCAUACGCCUUGCUUGCGGAAAGGGUUCUUCGGGCAUGGCCCAACCAGUUUGCGAUCGACUAGUGCGAAGGCCUUACUGCCGACCUUUCAG
Messenger RNA from Prorocentrum cordatum, 1706 nucleotides. Lineage: Eukaryota; Dinophyceae; Prorocentrales; Prorocentraceae. The record is from the annotation of a GenBank genome assembly.